This is a messenger RNA of Clonostachys byssicola, 1416 nucleotides long. Lineage: Eukaryota; Fungi; Ascomycota; Sordariomycetes; Hypocreales; Bionectriaceae. The record is from the annotation of a GenBank genome assembly.
AUGAUACUCCGCCCAGAGAGAUGGAACGCUUCAGGCUCACUUGUGCCUGUGGUUGCCACAAGUCUCUUGUUGUGGUCCACCUUAUAUUCUAUCUCCAAGCCAAAUGCCCGCCGCCGUGUGACGAUCCCACUAGCAGCUGCCUUCACUGUCAUUGCGGCCCUUAACGCCCGCAACUUCUCCUCUAACGACAUCGUCAAUUCCAUCUUUGCCAGAUUUAUCAUCAUCUACUUCUCCCACUCCCUCUUCAUUCUUGGCUUUGUCUCCAGCCCCGAGCUCGAAGACGAACGGAAGAGAUGGUUAAUCGCAAGAUCCAUGAGACCUGGGGGAGCGCAUGGCCCAGCCAUUGACGACCAACAAAUAUCGGAUAAUGCGUCAGGGUCUUCAAAUUAUGUAUUUUCCUAUAAAGUUCUUCUGAAUCCCCUCUGUUUCGGGACCAAGUGGGAAGUACCGUUGAGAGCGGUCAGAGGGGGCGGAGGAGACUCACUGGCAACACGUUUCGCCCACAAAAGCAGGAGCAUCACUCCAGCAAGCGAUUUGAAACAACCUUCAUUUCCAUCGGAAAUUAGAGGCAAGACAUUACAGAAACCUAAGUCUCGUAUAAUGUUCAUUUUGCGUCGCCUGUUCACAUUAUUCUGUCGCUAUCUUGCCCUCUGUAUCUACUUCGAUCAGGACCUGUUCUUUUGGAUGCCAAGAGGAAUUCCCGAAAACAGAGAUGACUAUAUUCUUGGUGGCGACAAUUUCUUCUUAAAAAGUCUGCCCUGUCUUCUCGUAGGUCGGUGUAGCAAUGAUGCGCAUGCGCAUACUCAAGCUGUGCGAGCGACACUUUUGCGACUUCACUGGGUCCUGGUUCAAAUCGUCCCCGAUUAUUGUACCCUUUCCUCCUACCAUGACAUCUUGGCCAUCAUUGGUGUAGCAACUAGAGUUGAUGACCCAUCAGAGUGGCCUCCGAUGUAUGGCAGUAUUGCAGAAGCAUACACAGUGAGGCGAUUCUGGUCCUCGUUCUGGCAUCUUCUCAUCUACCGAUCGUUUUCUACGUUCUCAAAAUCAAUCUUGGCUAUUUUGGGUAUCAGUGGGCGUCACCCUAUUAGCAGAUACACGCACAACAUCUUGGUGUUUCUCCUAUCUGGCAUCAUGCACGAGAUCGUCCCAUGGUUGCUCACUCCAGAUCAGUGCAUGAAGUGCGGGUGCCAUCAUCAGAUCUGGAGGUUCGUUCUACAGGUCUUUGGGAUGAUGGUGGAAGGUGCUGUUCAAUUUGUGUGGAUUAAGCUCGAGAGAUGGCUCUUUGGGCCUGGAGUGGAACAGGUUCGCUUGUACGUCGCCAUGAAGAGAUGUCUAGGAUACAUGUGGGUGCUGUUCUGGUUGAUAUGGGUGGCCGAGCAGACCUAUUUUCCUUUUACAUACUGUUUAGCCUCAUGA